GAGGACAAGUGGAACCCGGCACGGUGCGCCCUCCCCGCCCCCAACACCCGGAUCUGAACAAAGCCCAGGCACUCAGAACCUGAACCCGCUUAGACCUACCGUCUAGCAUGGCUGAGGGAAGCUACCGCAUGGAAUCAGAAACCUACAACGUUGAAGACAUGGAUGAGGGUAGCGAUGAUGUCGGGGAGGAAGAGAUGGUUGAAGGAAAUGACUAUGAAGAAUUUGGUGCUUUUGGAGGCUAUGGCACCCUCACCAGCUUUGACAUCCGUAUCCUCCGAGCCUUUGGGAGCUUGGGUCCAGGCCUUCGCAUCUUAUCGAAUGAGCCCUGGGAAUUGGAAAACCCUAUGCUGGCUAGGACUCUGAUGGAGGCAUUUCAGCUGGAUCCAGAAACACUUGCCAAUGAGGCUGCUGCCCAUGCUGCCAACGUAGCCCGCGCGGCCGCCUCCAACCGUGCUGCCAGGGCCGCUGCUGCCGCUGCCCGUGCCACCUACAAUCAGGUGGUCACCAACCGCCCUGUGGCCACAGACCAGGCUUCAGGAGAAGACACCCAGCCCAUGACCUAUGCGGCCCAGGAUCAGGGAGCCACCCCUGAGACCACCCUUGCUGCUCCGCACAUCUCUCAGAUGCUAGUCGCCAGUGAGAUGGCUGCCCCAGGGGCUCCAGCAGUGUCCACACAGCCCCAGACAGGCUCCCAGGCCCAGGAGGCUGCUACUGAGGGCCCUAGUACUGCCUGUGCUUUCUCUCAGGCUCCGUGUGCCAGUGAGAUGGAUGCCACCAGGCCCAAGACAGCCUUCCUGGGUCAGAAUGAUGUGUUUGAUUUCACCCAGCCGGCAGGUGUCAGUGGCAUGGCCUUCCCCCGCCCCAAGAGGCCCGCCCCGGCCCAAGAGGCUGCCACAGAGGGCCCCAGUGCCGCCUCCGGGGUGCCCCAGGCAGCACCUGCCAGGGAGGGGGCAGCCACCCGGCCCAAGACGACCAAGUCUGGAAAGGCUCUUGCCAAGACCCGGUGGGUGGAGCCUCAGAAUGCUGUGACAGCAGCUGCUGCCAAGACCAAGAUGGCCACUAGCAUCCCUGAGCCUGAGGGUGCAGCUGCCCCUGCCCAGCACAGUGCUGAGCCCUGGGUCAGGAUGGGAGGCAAGAGGACCAAGAAGUCCAAGCACCUGGAUGAUGAAUAUGAGAGCAGUGAGGAGGAGAGAGAGCCUCCUGCGGUCCCACCGACCUGGAGAGCAUCGCACCCUCCGAUGACCGUGCGGGCUCAUAUGGUUCCUCGGCCCCCCAUGGUCUUGAGGUCCCAGGUACCCUCAAGACACGUCUUGUGCUUGCCACCCCGCAACGUGACCCUUCUGCAAGAGAGGGCAAAUAAGCUGGUGAAAUAUCUGAUGAUUAAGGACUACAAGAAGAUCCCCAUCAAGCGCUCAGACAUGAUGAAGGAUGUCAUCCGAGAAUACGACGAACAUUUCCCUGAGAUCAUUGAACGAGCAACAUACACUCUGGAAAAGAAGUUUGGGAUCCACCUGAAGGAAAUUGACAAGGAAGAACACCUGUACAUUCUCGUGUGCACACGUGAUUCCUCAGCUCGUCUCCUGGGAAAGACCAAGGACACUCCCAGGCUGAGCCUCCUCUUGGUGAUUCUGGGAGUCAUUUUCAUGAAUGGCAACCGUGCCAGCGAGGCUGUCCUCUGGGAGGCACUUCGCAAGAUGGGACUGCGCCCUGGGUAUGGUUGGGCUCUCGACUCCCGCCCCUCAGUGUUGUCUUUGGGCACCAGUGGCACCAGGUUUGCAGUAGCCUGGUGGCCCAGUGCCAGGGGAGCGGACGUCCUGGACCGGGUAGAACGCAAAGGGUCUCUGGCACGGUGCAUGGGGAAAUGGUCCUGAACUCUCAGCCCCUCGCUGCUCCAUGUCCCCUCUCCGUCCCCAGAUGAGGCGUAAGAGAUACCAUCAGAUGUAGGGGUUCCAUCAAACCCUUGCCUAGGGUAUCCCGGACGUGUGGACCCUGCUGC
Molecule: messenger RNA, 1996 nt
Organism: Hyaena hyaena (striped hyena)
Lineage: Eukaryota; Metazoa; Chordata; Mammalia; Carnivora; Hyaenidae
Product: melanoma-associated antigen D4-like
Exons: 9
Coding region: 108-1871 (587 amino acids)
Biological process (GO): negative regulation of transcription by RNA polymerase II
Cellular component (GO): nucleus
Source: RefSeq, a predicted model, not a curated record